Messenger RNA from Belonocnema kinseyi, 769 nucleotides. RefSeq names its product tetraspanin-17-like. The transcript is spliced from 5 exons. The record is from RefSeq and is a predicted model, not a curated record. Gene Ontology annotation, cellular component: membrane. The coding region runs from base 64 to 717 and encodes 217 amino acids. Lineage: Eukaryota; Metazoa; Arthropoda; Insecta; Hymenoptera; Cynipidae.
CGGGUGUGUACUCAUGUAAAGGAAGGCACAGGAAUAAUCACUGCGACAAUAAAGUACGUGAUUAUGAUAGUCCUGCUAUUAAUCGGAGAAGCCACGGUCUGCGUGUUGACAGUAUUUUGGCCUCAUUUGCUGGGAAUCGAUGUGCGACCGUCACGAUUGGUACGAGCUCUUCAGCGUAGUUAUGCAGUUCCUGGUCGUGAACAAUUCACAGCUGCUCUUGAUUUGGCGCAAACUAUGUUUUCUUGCUGUGGUAUCAAUGGAAGUAGUAACUACGGGACUUCCUGGUGGCGACUUCAAGAAGUUGGUCGAAGGGAGUUAGUAGUUCCACUAACUUGUUGUACGCUAAAUAACACAAUAGAGAAGGACGCCUUUCUUAACCCGGAGCCAUCCAACCUUACACUUUGUCAGGACUUGAAUCCUGCUCAACAUCAACAUGCAAGACAUGCUACGGGGUGUUUGGAAAUAAUUGAAAAGUGGACUAACGAACAGGCGUUGAUACUACUUGCGAUUGGAUUAGGAGUAUUGUUUCUGGAACUCAGUGUGCUAUUGAGUACUCUGUUUGCCUGCUCCAGGACGAAGAAGUCGAAAGAAAAACACGCGUCUGCCUUUACCCCGACAAAGACAUUGAUUCCGUUUAGUGGAAGUGAGCACGAUUUUGGUUUGGGAAUCGAAAACAGAAUGCAUAUGGCCGGAACCACAUUUAGCGCAAAAUCAUGAAGGCGGCUCGAAGAUAUCGAGUUACCGUUAGCAUCAGUGGCAGGAAUCAGAC